AUGGAGAUCGAGGUCAAGCUUGAAUCUCCACCAACUAAAACAUUAGGGACCUUGCGUCUUCAGGCGACGGGCACAAAUGAGAUCAUCCGCAUCCCAAGGCCUACGGAUGACCCUAAUGAUCCUUUGAACUGGAACCAGGCUUACAAGUAUUACAUGGCGGGGAUAUCCUCCAUGGCGAUUUUCCUUUGCACAUUCGUCUCUGCCGGUCCAGCCAUCGCUAUUGUCGACCAGGCCGUCACUUUCUUCGGCCCACCGGGUCCAGAUCUGCUCCACAAUAUUGCACGAACUGCUUACUUCUUCACGACUACGGCUCUGACAAUGGGCCUGAGCAAUAUAUUCUGGGUGCCGAUGGCUAUCAAAUAUGGGCGAAGAGUUGUCUAUCUGGCGUGUUUUGCCUUGUUCAUCGCAACGAUUGCUUGGGCCGGAGCUGCCAAAAGUUACGGGAGUGCGCUGGCUGCAAGGAUCUUGAUGGGCUUCGCUGCAGGACCCCCUGAAGUCCUCGGUCCUCUGACGAUCUCAGAUAUUUUUUUUCUCCACGAGCGUGGCGCCAUGGUGGUCAUCUACACCUGCAUGCUCAACCUUGGAGCUGGCCUCGGAACCGUCGUUGACGGUCUGAUUACCAAGGACCUGUCGUGGCGUGUCAUAUAUUGGGUCGCUGGCAGUCUUGUCGGCUUUGUCUGGCUGUUGAUGCUAUUUACAUUUCCCGAGACGACAUAUCUUAGAAGCGCGGGAGCGUUUGAUGAAGCGCCGUCCACUGUUGCCAAGGAGCCAUCAGAACUGUCCGUCGUGGCCAUCGAACAUGCGAGCGAGACCGGAGAGAGGCCAGCUGCUGGCAGGAAACUCACCUAUCUCCAAAGUUUGCGACUCGUUCCAGCGGAGCCCUAUACCCAAGAAUCGUUUAUCACGCUCGGAAUCCGACCCAUCGUUUUACUUAUUCUGCCGGCCGUCUUGUGGGCAACUUUGGUCAUGUCCGUUUGCAUCGGUUUCUUCGUGGCCGUUUCUUCCAACCUCGCCACGGCCUACUCAGUCACUUAUAACAUGCAAACCUGGCAGGCCGGACUGUGCUGCGUCUCAAUCAUCGUCGGGGCUUUACUUGCCGUAUUCUUCGGCGGUAAGCUAUCAGAUUUGGUUGCCAACUCCCUCACAGCUCGAAAUUCAGGUCUUCGAGAACCGGAGAUGCGUUUGCCGGCCAUGGCACUGUCCGUGAUUACCGGCCCACUAUCGCUCGUGCUCUACGGGGUUGGAAUUGAGCAGCGACUCCACUGGAUCUGCCCGACAAUUGGUGUCGGAAUGUUGACCUUUACCAUUGUGCAAGCCGCAAACAUUGCUCUAGUCUACAUGAUCGACUGUUACCGUCCUAUUGCAGGUGAGGUGACGGUUGCCAUGUACGCCUUCAAAUCUGCUUUUGGAUUCCUUUUGAGCUUCUAUACCAAUUCAUGGAUCGAGAAGUCCGGCUACGGCAAUGCGUUUGGAGCAAUGGCCGGGAUCACCGGGGCGGUACUACUUGGCGUCGUACCAUUUUAUUUCUUCGGCAAGCGCCUGAGACGGUUGACCUGGAACUGGGGAAUUAUAAGAGCUCUGGCUCAUUGGGAUAGCGACCGUGAGGUUGGCGAGUAA
Rhinocladiella mackenziei CBS 650.93 is the source of this 1617-nucleotide messenger RNA. RefSeq lists its product as uncharacterized. Gene Ontology annotation, molecular function: transmembrane transporter activity. Bases 1 to 1617 code for a protein of 538 amino acids. Lineage: Eukaryota; Fungi; Ascomycota; Eurotiomycetes; Chaetothyriales; Herpotrichiellaceae. Gene Ontology annotation, biological process: transmembrane transport. The record is from RefSeq and is a predicted model, not a curated record. The transcript is spliced from 5 exons.